Molecule: messenger RNA, 2925 nt
Organism: Abrus precatorius (Indian licorice)
Lineage: Eukaryota; Viridiplantae; Streptophyta; Magnoliopsida; Fabales; Fabaceae
Product: protein HAIKU1-like
Exons: 1
Coding region: 796-1767 (323 amino acids)
Source: RefSeq, a predicted model, not a curated record
GUCACACCGCCAUGUUACCAUCAGCAUGAAGCAGCAUGGACCCCUCCAAUUGCAACCGCAGAUAAUACCUAAAAUGCCCUUAUCAUUCAUUCCCCCAUUGACCCAUUGCUCUUUUCUCUUCUCUUCUCUUCUCUUCUCUUCACCACCGUUAGGUUAGGGUUUUCUUGCUCCUUCUUUGUCUUUCCCUCUUUCCCACUUGCAAAGAUCCCGCUCCACUCUCUUUCCAAUACCCCUUUUCAAAAUCUCUUACUCCCUCCAAAGCUUCAAUCUUUCUUGAUAACCCUUUCUGGGACCUUCUCUUUCCUAUUACUCCCUUUUUCUUUUUUCUCAGCUCCCACUUCCAUAGUUUCGAUUGUUGAUCUGAUCCGGUUGCAUUCUUGCUUAAUUUUACGAAUCUGGUUCUUCCAAUCCGUGAGUGCGCUUUUGAAUUUCUUGUGAAGCUUCGAAAAGGGUAUGUUUUCUGCCUCUUACCUCGGCUCUAGGGUUAAUUUCGGUGAUGUUGGUGGGAUUGAUUUGUAUUUGUGAUAAAGGGAUGCGGAUUCGAAUGGGGAUUUUCGGGUGUUGAUUGCGCGUUUAAAAUUCAGGGAUGCUUAGAUUACAGCUCAAGUUUGGUUUGUUAAGGUAGUGCAUAAGAAUUGUUUCUUUAGGUUGGUUUAUGAGAUUAGUGGUGUUUCAGUUUGGAUUUUGAAGCUUUGGGUAUCUUUUGGAAGCUUAUGAGCAUUGGUUUGUUUUCUUGGAAGGCUAAAACAAGUGGUGAUUUUUCACUGGAGUGUGGUUUUGGAUUUGUUUUUGCAAAUGGAUAACUCCAAAAACAGGCAUAAUGAUAAUUUGGGUGUGAACAAAAUGGGGAAAAAUAUAAGGAAGAGUCCUUUACAUCAGCCAAAUUUUGGUAAUAAUGCUGCUAGACAACAGCCUCAGCCUCAGGUUUACAACAUCAGCAAGAACGAUUUUCGGGAUAUUGUUCAGCAGCUUACUGGAUCACCCUCCCAGGAUCCUUCACCUAGACCUCCACACAAUCCACCAAAGCCGCAGAGUAUGCGACUACAGAAAAUUAGACCUCCGCCGUUAUCGCCCAUCAAUCGAGCUCGAAUGCCCUCACCAAUGCCAAUGCCUGCUGCCCCUCCACCAAUUCCUUACAAUAAUGCUUUGCCUAGAGCUGCCCAGUUUGGACACCCAUCACCAACUCCUUUGCAACCGUUAACACCGGGUGAUAUAUGGUCUAAUACAACUGAGUCACCUAUCUCUGCUUAUAUGCGUUAUCUUCAGAAUUCAAUAAUGGAUCCAGGUCCGAGGGGUAACCAAGUUCAGCCUCAACCAUAUCCAUACCCUCAACCUCAAGUACCAGGCAAUGUUCAGCCUCAACAUCCUUCUUCAUCUGCCUUGCUUCCUAAUCCUCCCAUGCUCAUGUUCCCUUCUCCAAGAUUAAAUGGCCCUGUUCCUCCAAUGAAUGCUACUAACCCUCCAGUGCCAGGUAUGCCUUCACCACAAGCAAAUGGCCCUCCCCUUUUACCUUCUCCAACCUCUCAAUUCCUUCUGCCUUCUCCCACUGGUUACGUGAAUUUGCUGUCCCCUCGGUCACCUUAUCCUCUACUGUCACCUGGCAUUCAGUUUCCAUCUCCACUUACACCCAAUUUUCCAUUCUCAACCUUGGGACAGUCUGGUAUUUUAGGCCCUGGCCCCCAACCACCUCCUUCUCCAGGCCUUGCGUUUCCAUUAUCUCCUUCAGGCUUUUUUCCCAUCUCAAGUCCUAGGUGGAGAGAUCACUAGUCUUCUCAAUUUGUGCUUACAUGUUUUGUUGGGGUUGCUUCCUUCUAACUGGAGAGGUCUAGUCUUGUUUGUUCGAAUGUAAUGUACAAUCAAGUUGUAGGAGAUCUUUUUGGCUGCUUGUAGUGUUCAUCUCUCAUUUCUUUGUUUCUCUUUUGUGGACAACCGUAAUGGUUGCAAUCCUUUUACUUUGACAAGUUUUACAUUAGGCAAUAUAUUGAAGAUCAGACAAAACUCAAUUGGACAGUUGGACAGGAGCUGUAUGAUGAAGGACUGAACUAUAACUUGAAGGGAAGUAGGAUUAUAGACAAUAUUUGUUGUGUAUUUUAGUUCAUGUUCUUUUGUAAUAUAGUGGAUUACAUCUUAAAAUGCAUACCUAAUUUCAUGUUAUCUUUCCUAUCGAAGGUGUUUUGAAGUACUGAUCCUAUGGUUAUUACCAUGUGAUUUGCAGUGAACAAUGUUGACGUCUUUUGCAUAAUUUGUUUUUCGUAUGUCAAGUAGUUCUGUAUUUUCAUUUAAUAGCUCUUUUGGUAUAUUUCUUUAGCUGCCUCUUUUGGGGGAUAAAGAGGACAAAGCUAAAAAAGAGAAGGAAACACAGCUUAUAUGCUGAUUUUGAGUAGUUUUAGUAAUCUUUCUUUGGAAAAAUAUUCUGGUAAAUGAUUUUGCUUGGGAUCAGUUGUUUAUGUUGCAACAGUAGAUUGUGUCAUUUGGUAUAAAGAAAUAAAUCUUCAAUUUGAUUUCUGCUUUUAAAGGGGGCAGCAGCUGGUGAGAGAUUAAUAUAGCUACUUCACUAACUAUUAUGUUGAAUUUGUUGCUCUCUCAUGAAGCGUUCUAAAAUCAUCAUGUGUAAUUUUCACCAUUAGGCAUUUGUCAUCUGGUUUUGACCAUCUCAUGGACCCUCCUUAUGAUCUGAUUCUUUUGGCUGUCAAAUUAAUUUAGUGUUUACAACCGAAUAUGCUUCUUCCCUUCAAACUAGUGAGCAUGUGCAAUUGUGAAUGCUAUCCAGUACAUGGGCCUGAAGAUGACUCAGUUCUACUUGUGUCAUACACUGAUAAAUGCCUUUCAGGUGUUUAACUGUCAAAUGACUUUCUUCUAUCUGAUUUUUGGGAUUUAUUUAUUGUUUUUUCACUAUCCAUACAUUCCUUAUUUUGCUCUAUCUUC